UCCGAUAACGAAAAGACUAAUUGAUAGAGCUUUUUCCUAGUAGGAAAAARCCGAUAUUUCAGUUCUGUUACUGAACCACGAAAGUAGCUCAGGUUUAAAAUAAGGAGAGGAAAGAGCUCCUGAAGCAGGCGAAGUUGAAAGUAAUCGCAGAGGAGCAGGCGGCGAAAAUGAAGAAACUAAAGGAGGAGAUGGAGGAGAAGAAAAAGGCUGCCGAGGCAGAAGCAGCAGCAGAAGCAGAAGAGGAGAGAAAAUGCAGAAAAGUAAAAGGGGAGAGUAGUGGCACGACGAAUGAAGAUGCGGUGAUGGAGAAGAAGAUUAGUGAGUUGAUUGCUAACUUAUCAUUGGGGGAAGACGAGGAGGCACAGUUAUAUGUGCCACAGGACGAGAAGGAAGCGUUUGCCAGGGUGCUAGCAAUAAUCGAGGACCCCCUGGAACGGCAAGAAGCAGAGGAGGAGAAGAAAUUGGAGUGGAAACUGAGGAUGAAGAGGGAAAAGAAGAGAAGGAGGGAGGAAGUUAAUAGGUUGACCACAGAGGUGGAAAAGGUGAGAGCCUGUAGGCAAGAGGUGCAGGCGCAGGCAGACAUCUCCGCCAAAAUGGAUAAGAUGCUGGGGUACUUGGAAGUGUCGAGUGAGGCUUGGCUGGACGAGCACCAAGCCAACUGGGGUCACGAUAUAGCCCUGAGUGCCAUGCGAUCAGGAUUUCGAGACUUUGCACGCGACAUGGUCACCCACGUUGGGGGUGAAGUCAGGCUAUUAAGGGAGAAUGUGAGAAAGUUUUGUGAAGGGGCCAUUGAGAGUGCCAAAGCAGUAGCCGCUGUCGAGAGUGAGGCCAGGCCUCGUAAAGAGCCCGUCAAGCUUAAAUUCCCAGAUGCAUACGGCGGGAAGAAGGCAGAGAAUUUUGAUAGCUGGGAGGCGAGCGUCAAUAGUUACGUAUACUUACAGCACAUCUUGACUGAGGAACAAAUCCUCGUCGCCUUCUAGGCCCUCAAAGAUGAAGCGGCCAAUUUUGCGCGUGCAGCCGGUUGU
Messenger RNA from Chara braunii, 1025 nucleotides. NCBI's taxonomy places the organism in Eukaryota, Viridiplantae, Streptophyta, Charophyceae, Charales, Characeae. The record is from the annotation of a GenBank genome assembly.